This is a messenger RNA of Rodentolepis nana, 1173 nucleotides long. Lineage: Eukaryota; Metazoa; Platyhelminthes; Cestoda; Cyclophyllidea; Hymenolepididae. The record is from the annotation of a GenBank genome assembly.
AUGUCAUCGGUCUCUGCUGAUUCACUUCUGGAAACUCUUAAGAAAAAACUUUUGCAGUUCAAAACAAAUGUUAAUGCUCUUAAUUUAGAAUAUGAACGUAAACAGGAGCUCUUGAAAGAAGAACGAGAUAAACGCGAUAAGGCUGAGGCUGAAGUAGCUGCUCUUCAGAGGCGCAUUCGACUUCUUGAGGAUGAUCUCGAGACCACCGAGAGUCGUCUUAACGACGCUACUAUUAAGCUAGAGGAAGCUAGCAAAGCCGCUGAUGAGAGUGAACGUUUUCGACGUGCCUUGCAAUCACGUCAGGUCACUGACGAUAGUCGCAUUGAAGAGUUGCAACAACGCAUCCAGAAAACUGCCAAAGAGGCUACUGAAGCUGAACGUAAAUAUCAAGAGUAUAGUGGCUGCAAAGUGCUCGAGAACCGAACUGUUGCUGAUGAGGAGCGUAUCUCAUCUUUGCAGGAACAGCUCAAAGAAUUCACCUUCAUGGCUGAGGAUGCUGACAGAAAAUAUGAUGAGGCUACCCAGAAAUUGGCUACAGCUGAGGAUGCCCUUUCGACAGCUGAAAAACGUGUCGAAGCUGCUGAGGAGCGAAUCCGGUCUAUGGAACAUGCUUUGCGCGCAAUUACAACUAAUCUGAAGACCAUGGAACUCAGUGAAUCCACGUGGUUUGAUUGGCAAUGCAGGAAAAUUUUGGACCUUGAGGAUGAACUUCGUAUUGUUGGUAACAACAUGAAGUCCCUUGAAAUCUCCGAGCAGGAGGCCGCCCAAAGAGAAGAGGCCUAUGAGGAGAAUAUUCGUGAUCUUACUGAGCGACUCAAGGCUGCUUCGAAACAAAAGCAAACCUAUCAGGCUACUCUUGAGAAGUUGACUAAGCAACUGGCGGAGGCUGAUGACCGUGCACAAGAUGCCGAACGCCUUGUCCAUACUCUUCAAGUCGAAGUAGACCGCCUGGAGGUUUGUGUGCAUGUAUCCAUUAUAUUGCAUGUUUCUUUUCCCUCAAACCAACCACAACCAAUUAAGGCUGAGAAGCGCACCGAACGAGCCGAGGAGGAGAUGGCCAGAAGACAAGAAGAACUGAUACGUCUUGAAGCUGAAUUGGAUGCGGAGAAGACACUAAAUGCAAGUCUUCGCGAGGAUAUGGAAAACAUUGUGGCGGAACUGCAGAAUCUCUAA